AUGCAGACUCAAGAGAUCUACGACCAAGUUAACAGACGAUAUGGCUCAAUCGUCAAGAGUAGCACCGGACAGUAUGAGCAGAAAGUAGCAAAGGCCUUUGGAUAUACCGAAGAAGAGCUCUCUACCCUUCCCGAAGGUGCGAAUCUAGGGUUAAGCUGCGGCAAUCCCAUUGCGCUUGCAAGGCUGAGAGAGGGCGAAACUGUCGUAGACCUUGGGUCUGGCGCUGGUUUUGAUGUGUUUGCGGCUGCAAACAAAGUUGGCCCAACAGGCAGGGCCAUAGGAGUAGACAUGAACAAGAACAUGAUCGACAAGGCGAACGCAAACAAAGCUCGCGUCCACGCCUCAAACGUCCAGUUCAUCGAGAGCGCCAUCACUUCCAUCGCGCUGCCUGAUAAGGUUGCUGACUGCAUCAUUAGCAACUGCGUUAUUAACCUGGUCCCUACAGAGGAUAAACAGCUCGCGUUUAGUGAGAUGUUCCGAUUACUCAAGCCCGGUGGGAGACUUGCCAUCAGCGACAUACUCGCGCGCAAAGAGUUUACGGACGAAAUCAAGAAUAACAUUGCGCUUUAUGUCGGGUGCAUUGCCGGCGCUAGCAAAGUCAGCGAGUAUGACAAGUUUCUCGGGAACGCAGGCUUUCACGAUGUUCUCAUUGUGGAUAGCAAGAACGACUUGAAUGUGUACUGUACUACCGCUGAGGUCAAGCCAUCGUCGCAUCCGGAAACAGACGCCGUGCAAGAGGAACAGACGGUACCCUCGUGCUGUAGUACAGGCGCGAGAGCUAUUUGCUGUCGGCCGGAAGACAAGGAGUCCUGUUGUCAAGAUAACUCGUCCUCGUGUUCUUGCCAGAAGCAGUCGACGUCAAUGGCUACUCAAGUCACGACGCUGGCUGGUCAGUUGGGCAUCGCCGACUUCAACGAAUGGGCAGGCUCCUUCCAGGUCUAUGCUGUCAAGCCUGCGGCGGAUUAA
Molecule: messenger RNA, 966 nt
Organism: Metarhizium robertsii ARSEF 23
Lineage: Eukaryota; Fungi; Ascomycota; Sordariomycetes; Hypocreales; Clavicipitaceae
Product: SAM-dependent methyltransferase UbiE/COQ5 family protein
Exons: 5
Coding region: 1-966 (321 amino acids)
Molecular function (GO): methyltransferase activity
Source: RefSeq, a predicted model, not a curated record